AUGUCCGAACUCCACAAGGCUACCAAGCAUCAUGAUUCCAAGUCAAUGACGAUAACCAUUGGGGUGCUGGCCUUGCAAGGUGCCUUUUUAGAGCACCUGAACCUUCUCAAGAGAGCUGCAGGCCAACUAAAGAGUCAAGGGUUUGAGGACACUUUCGAAUUCACAGAAGUAAGAAACGUGCAGCAACUGGAGCGAUGUGAUGGCUUGAUUAUCCCCGGUGGCGAGAGUACAACUAUGUCUCUCGUCGCUGCACAGUCAGGAUUGCUCGAACCCUUGCGAGAAUUUGUCAAAGUCGACCGCAAGCCAACCUGGGGAACAUGUGCUGGAUUAAUAUUGCUGUCUGAAAGCGCAAACUCCACCAAGAGAGGCGGCCAGGACCUCAUCGGUGGUCUGGAUGUUCGCGUGAACCGCAACCACUUUGGGAGACAGGUCGAGAGUUUUCAGGCCGGGCUCGAUUUACCAUUUUUGAAGUCCAAGGACUCUCCUUCCAGUGAGCCCUUUCCAGGCAUUUUCAUUCGAGCGCCAGUUGUAGAGAGGAUUUUGCCCAAUGUCGAAGGAGUCCAGGAAGAAGAGCAGGCAAAAGCGCAGACUGUUGUAGCGCCCUCAAAAUCCGCUAAAGAUGACCAGGCACGAGGUGCCAUGAGCUCGCAUGUUGACAUUAUGGGUGUACUGCCUGGUCGGCUCAAGAAGGCUGCUGCCAUGGGUGCUGAAGUAAAUGCUGAUGAGAAGGCCGGCGAUAUCAUUGCAGUCAAGCAAGGCAAUGUCUUCGGGACCAGCUUUCAUCCCGAGUUGACGCCGGAUAUUCGAAUACAUGUAUGGUGGUUGAAGCAAGUCUCGGAUGCCAUCAUCAUCACCAGCACUGCGACCCGCUGAUAUCGCAGUGUGAACAACCACCUUUUGAUAGAUCGAAUAGACGGGAUGCUCGCGCCUUGCGGAAAAUAGGCCUGAUUGGCGAUUGGUCAUCUUCCAGCACCAUAUUCGUCCUCCUCCUUCUUUCUUUCGGCGUCGACAGCUCGACCAUAACCUCCACGUCCAGGGUCGAAUUCAUCUCGGUAUUCAUCGCGGAC
Exophiala viscosa is the source of this 1067-nucleotide messenger RNA. RefSeq names its product glutamine amidotransferase. Gene Ontology annotation, biological process: pyridoxine metabolic process; pyridoxal 5'-phosphate biosynthetic process. The transcript is spliced from 3 exons. Gene Ontology annotation, molecular function: glutaminase activity. Gene Ontology annotation, cellular component: cytosol; glutaminase complex. The record is from RefSeq and is a predicted model, not a curated record. Bases 1 to 873 code for a protein of 290 amino acids. NCBI's taxonomy places the organism in Eukaryota, Fungi, Ascomycota, Eurotiomycetes, Chaetothyriales, Herpotrichiellaceae.